AUGGAAGAAGAUUUGAAAAAGCUCACACAAAUAGAACAAAUAGUUGAAAAGAAUAAAAAAUUAUUAGAGUUUAUAAGUAGUCUAUAAUUCUAUGAUAUAUAACUAUUUUAUGCAGUGAAAAUGAUUGAUAUAAAUCUUAAAAUAGCUUUUUAAAAUUUGGAGAAAGCAGUGAUAUUAUUUUAAAAUACAUCAGCUAUACUUUAUAGUAGGAUUACAAAAUAAAUUAGAAUAAAUUCAAAAAGUGUUCGAUCUUAAAUAAAAUUUGCUUAUAAUUUUUGGUGGAGUGAAUAAUUAUUUAGGUUUACAAUUAAGAAACUUAUUUUUAUAUUAAUUGAAUUUAGCUAUAUGAUUAUAAUGUAUAAUUAAGAAAAAUUGUUUUAUUAUUGGCUUUCGAGAGGAGAUCUAUUUAAUCAAUAAAGAAUUUAAUUCUUCAACAAUUAAGAAUUUUAAAGUAUCAUUUUUUAGAAUAAUUAUUUUUCUUAGGUAUUUAGAAGUAUGGUAUAUCCUACUGAAAGUUGGGAUUUUCUCUAAGAAUUUGAAUCAGUAAAUGAAUGGUAAGAGUUUUUUGAUUCACAUUUCCUUAGAUAUUUGAAAAUAGAGAUUAUUGAUUUUCAUCAAGCAGAAUAUCAUUGUACUUUGACUUAAUUGAGGUAAUUAGAUUAUGCUUAAAUAUUUAGAAUUUUUAGAUAAACAUUCAUUGGAGAUCUAAUAUAAUUUCAUUCAAGAUAUUAAUUGUAAUUACCGAAAAUAGAACUAAUAAAGGAAGUAAUGAAAUAACCAAAAAGAAUAAAAAAUCUAUGUAAUUAGAUAAUGAAUAAAUAUGGAAACUCCAACAAAUCUACACACAGUUAUUUAGAUUAUAUAUUUGAUUUAUCAUAGUCAAGUUAGAUGAACUCCAAAAUUUAGAUCAAUAUUUGUAAUUCCUUUCGAAUCUAAUCAAUCAUUAUAUAAGGUGGCUGCAUAAAACAUAGUUAUUUUAUCUCAUAAGCUUUCAUUAUUAAAGUUAUUAAAGGAAUAAUUAUAAUCUAUUUUUAAAACUAAGUUGAAAAAGAGAAGUAAAAUCAAAAAUAUAUUGAUUAUAUUAAUAAUUAUUAUUAAAACUCUAAUAAUAGCGUAAUAUUUAUAAUAAUUUAGAUGAAUUGAUAAAGCAGCUGAAUAGUUAUACUAAUUUUGUAUAUUAAUCUUAUUUAUUUUUUAUGUUGGAUUCUAAUUAUCAAAUCAUGUUAAAUUAGGAACAACAGAAAUUAAUAGAUAUUAAUUCAAAACAAAAAGAGUAUUCCAGAUACUAUUUCUGUGUGUCCAAUUUUUGUGAAUGGUAGUAAAAGAUUAAUGAUAAAAAUGGUCAUCAUGUAAAUAAAAAGUAAAUGAUAAUAAUAAGAAAAAGAGGAAUUUUGUUAUUUGAUUUAUAUUUUACUAUUUAGUUAAAAUAUUUAAUUCAUAAAAUAAUUAAUGUUCCCAAGUAAAUUGUAUGAUUUACAAUUAACACCUUCGCUGAAUAAGUUUAAUUCUGAUUAUGAAAGUGCAAAAUUAAUAGAGUCAUUUAAAUAACUAUUAAUUGAAGACGAUAAAGAAAUAGUCACAUCGGCUAUGGUAUUGAGCUUAAAUCAAAAAAUUAGGAUCUGAUGAAAGCAAUAUCUUAUUCUCUAUACGGUACAUGGUAUUAUUGGAAAGUGUUGAAUGAAAUUUGUAGAGGCGACGAUCUUAAUACCAUUAGUUAGUAAUUGUAGAGAAAAAUCAUAAUUUAUGAUAUUUGUGAAAUUGAAGAUUUGAAAUGUUAAGUGAUUAAUUUUGGAUAUAAGAAACGCAUUUAUUUGGCUCGAUAUUUAAAUUACUUUUAUGUAGUGGAUAAAAAGGGUACAUCUGAAAAACAUAAACUUGUUAAAGAUAUAUUAAUGGAUGUUAUAAAUGAAAUAAUAGGAUUACCUAUUAGAAGACAUAAAAGAUCUUAUUCAGAUGCAUUUAAGUAUCUAUCAGAUUAGAAGGAUAAUCGAACAAAUAAAGUUAAUAUUAAAAAUGUACCAUUAUCUCCUUCAAAUAUAUCACGUACAAGUUUAUAAAUGCAAUUAUUGGAUGAAAUUAAUUAAGAGAGCGAUCUAUUAUUGAAAGAAUGCGAUUCUUUAAUUAAUUCCCCAAGUCCUUAGAAUGAUCUAUUGCAAUCUCUCAAUUUAAAUUUAUAAGAAGGAACAAAUAUAUUAUCUAAUGUAAAUUAUAUUAUUAAAGUCAUGUUUAGAUAAGAUAUUUUGGAACAUUAAAAUUUUAUGAUGAAGCAAGAUCUUAUGGAUUCAUAAUAAUGGAUAUGGAUGGAAGUGAUUUAUUUGUUCAUAGUGAUGAUUUAACUAAAGCUGGUAUGAGUAAGGAUUUCUUAAGAACAGCUAAACAUGGAAAUAUUAUAAGAUUUUCAUUUCUUAUUCUUGAAUACUUUGGAAAAUAUAAUAAAAGUAGAAAAGCUGUUGACUUAUAGUUUAUUUAAGGUCAACCUUAUUUCAUGUGA
This is a messenger RNA of Paramecium sonneborni, 2491 nucleotides long. Lineage: Eukaryota; Ciliophora; Oligohymenophorea; Peniculida; Parameciidae. The record is from the annotation of a GenBank genome assembly.